GAAGGUGACAAAGCUGAAACUCAGAGAAAUGAUGUUGUUUUGCUGCAUUACACGUGGUGCCAGGAACCUGUGUUUGCUUUCCAGGCUGUAACGCCCAACUCCGGAAAAGACCGGAGAUUCUGGCAGCAGUUUUCCGGAAAGUGCCGAAGAGCUGGGAGGCGGGGCCACAAGAGUCUUUUCGGGGCUUCCGUAAGAGCCGAAAGGUCGGGAGGCGGGGCGUGAGUGUCGGAAUCCGAUUGGCCAAAGAGAGCCGAGGACCUUCGGAGCGAGCCGAACGUCUCCGACAGCCUCCGGGCAGAGCCGAGGGGCGCCGAGGCGCAGCAAUGGCGGCGGCCGGAGCUGUGGCGGCGGAGAAAAGCGAGGAACCGGCGCCGGAGGCCGAUGCGCUGGCCACCGAUGCGCUGGCCGCGGCCCGGGAGCGGUGCAGCCGCUUCUUGAGCGGCCUGGAGCUGAUGAAGCAGGGCGCCGAGGCGCGCGUGUUCCGCGGCCGUUUCCAGGGCCGCGCGGCCGUGGUGAAGCACCGCUUCCCCAAGGGCUACCGGCACCCGGCGCUGGAGGCGCGGCUCAGCCGGCGGCGGACGGUGCAGGAGGCCCGGGCGCUGCUCCGCUGCCGCCGUGCAGGGAUAUCUGCCCCAGUUGUCUUCUUUGUGGAUUAUGCUUCCAACUGCUUAUUCAUGGAAGAAAUUGAGGGCUCUGUGACUGUUCGAGAUUAUAUUCAAUCCACUAUGGAGACUGGAAAAACUCCCGAAAGUCUCCUUGGCUUAGCCAAGACUGUGGGGCAGGUUUUGGCUCGCAUGCACGAUGAGGACCUCAUUCAUGGUGAUCUCACCACCUCGAACAUGCUCCUGAAGCCCCCCCUGGAGCAGCUGAACAUUGUGCUCAUCGACUUUGGGCUGAGUUUCAUUUCAGCACUUCCGGAGGAUAAGGGGGUUGACCUCUACGUGCUGGAGAAAGCCUUCCUCAGCACCCAUCCCAACACCGAGAGUGUGUUUGACGCCUUUCUGAAGAGCUACUCCGCCUCCUCCAAAAAGGCCAAGCCGGUGCUCAAAAAAUUAGAUGAAGUGCGCCUGAGAGGAAGAAAGAGGUCCAUGGUCGGGUAGAAGGAUGCGUGUGACAACCACGGACAGUUAAGCUGUUUUGAUGUAAAAUAUAUUUUGAGGCUUAUGGUGAAAAAGAUGAAAAAUACUGCUUAACUCCAAUUUCCCUUUAAAAAGCUUUUAUACAACAUUGUUUUUAUAUUUGUUGCUCUGUGACUUUAUGGUUAUCUUCUAGUUAAGACAAUGAUUGAUAUAAAGUCCUUUUAGUUUAUAUAGAUAAAAAAGUGAAUCACUUUGUCUCACAGACAGUAAGUAGAUAGAGUAAAAAUGGUGACGUGGCUUGGCUAUGACUGAAGUGUGAUGAAGCCUGGUUUACAGGAAGGUAGAAGAAACCUGAAAUAAGAUGCAAAGUGCCACUAAUAGCUCACGCUUACCCUUGCCCAGCCUCAGUUUCUUGCCCCAACGAAGGUGUGUGUGGAAGGUAUAGUAAAAUACUUUUGUCAGCCCCAACUAGCAAGUGAAUGUUUUGUGUGCCUGGCACUGUAGUAGGUACUGGGUACAGCAAUGAACAAAAUGGACACGACACCUGCUCUCCUGGAGGGAACAUUCGGGUGGGCCCGAGACGUGUCUGUUUCCAUCACCACAGCUAGCACUUCCAUGUGGCAGAUGCCCAGGAAUGAAAGAAAGCAGCCCUUCCCGGGCAGUGGUGACACGUAGAACUAAUCAUCACCUGGUUACUGCAUGUUAGGCAUUGUGCCAGGAUCUAAAACAACUACGUUAGGUAUUGUCCCCAUUUUAUAGAUGGAGAAAUGGGUUUAAAUGGGGGGGAACUUAUCCAAGGGGUCACAGCUAGGGGUACUUCACCUGCCUCCAAAGCCCAUGUUCUUUCCACUGAUCCUUUAAGAAAUGAAAUGCUGGCUAUGACAGGUCUUAAUCUGAUAACUAGAGGCCUGGUAGAUGAAUUCGUGCACCAGUGGGGUCUCUCGACCUGGCCUGUGGGAUCGGGCCGAAACUGGCUCUCUGACAUCCCCCGGGAGGGAUCCCGGAUUGCAAGAGGGCACAGGCCAGACCGAGGGACCCCAACAAUGCACCAUUGGGGCCGGAGAGGGAUGCAGGAGGUUGGCCAGCUGGGGAGGGACCACGGUAGGGCUCCAGGGUAUGUCCGGCCUAUCUUGC
Messenger RNA from Myotis lucifugus (little brown bat), 2213 nucleotides. RefSeq names its product TP53 regulating kinase (gene TP53RK). Bases 324 to 1100 code for a protein of 258 amino acids. Gene Ontology annotation, molecular function: ATP binding; protein serine/threonine kinase activity. The transcript is spliced from 3 exons. Gene Ontology annotation, biological process: protein phosphorylation. Gene Ontology annotation, cellular component: nucleus; cytosol; EKC/KEOPS complex. NCBI's taxonomy places the organism in Eukaryota, Metazoa, Chordata, Mammalia, Chiroptera, Vespertilionidae. The record is from RefSeq and is a predicted model, not a curated record.